UAGACAUGUACUUAUCUUAGAUGGUUCGUUCAUGAAGGCAUAUUACAAAGGUACUUUGCUUACGGCGUGUGCUCAAGAUGCCAACAAUCCCAUAGUUCCCUUAGCAUUUGCAAUCUAUGAUUCUGAAACAAAAGCAACUUGGCUAUGGUUUCUAACCAGAUUGUGUGGUUCAAUCUCUAUGCGACGUGAUAUGUAUAUUUUGUCUGAUCGCAAUGAAGGCCUAAUAUUUGUUGUUGCUGAAGUUUUUCCCCAUGCUCUUCAUGGCUUUUGUGUUGAACACCUGAGGUGCAAUUUAAUUUUAAAAUUUAGAGGUGGUGCCAAUGGUCUUGGAUGAAAGUUUAAAGUUGCUUAUUCAUCUAACACUAUACAAGCACUUGAGGAAUAUUUAUCAACGUUGGACUCAGACGAUACUAGGAUCCGACCUUGGUUAAAUAAAAUUGGUAAUCAUAGAUGGCUAAGUGUAUUGCUGGUCCACGCAUAUAUGGCAUCAUGACAUCAAAUUGUGCAGAAUCGUUAAACAAAGUAAAUGUUUAUACCAGAGAGUAUUCAGUUUGUAAAUUGGUUGAUUCUUUGCGUGAAAGAAUGCAACAAUGGUUCACGGAAAGAAGUGAAGAAGCUCUUAUAACAUCUACUUUUUUGUCACCCAAACGCGAGAACCAUUUAGUUGCUUUGCAAGCUCAAUCUACAUGCAUACAGGUCAAACCAACUUUUUAUUUCGAGUUUGAAGUUGUGGAUCGCUACUGUAGAUCUUUUGUUGUUAACCUCAACCACAAGACAUGCACUUGUGGCGUUUUUCAAUUGGGACAAUUUGUGUGUGCUCAUGCAGUUGCCGCUAUUCGUGUUCGCCCGCGUUUAUCCUGUUAUGACUUCAUCUCACCAAUCUAUUCACGUGAUUCAUGGUUUUCAACUUGGAGUGCUGUUGUACAUCCCAUUGUUGAUCCACAAUCAUGGUUGGUGCCUCAAGAUGUUCGUGAUAAGAUUUGCAAGCCGCCAAAUUGUCUCAAGAGACCUGCUGGACGUCCUAAGAAGACCACAAUUCCUUUUGUUGGGGAGUUUCGUGGAUCUGGAUCUAAACGUCAAAAGUGUUCUCGUUGCCAUGUACUUGGGCAUAAUAAAAAAUCUUGUCGCA
Messenger RNA from Cuscuta europaea, 1129 nucleotides. Lineage: Eukaryota; Viridiplantae; Streptophyta; Magnoliopsida; Solanales; Convolvulaceae. The record is from the annotation of a GenBank genome assembly.